AUGAAGGGAGCGAACGAUCGGUCGCCCAGCUUGAACCUCGCGAUGCACGUUGUGCCGAGUGAAGGCACCACAGUUCGAAUUGCUGCCCCAGCUCUUGGCACGGUAAAGGUCGCUGUCGUUGUCGACGUACAUGUGCGUUUUGCCGUCGCCAACGUCGAUGUGGACAAUUUUGGACUUCGACUUGCCGAUCUUGUGAUUUCAGUCAUUGUUCAGGCUGGAUGGUGGCUGGCUCCGACCUCCGCACUCGAGCUCACCCGCUUCGAUCAGUCUUCCGCACGUUUCGACCGGCCUCCUUUCGAUCUCACCAUCGUUUCCGGCACGGCCGCCGGCACAUCAUCACCGCGACCAUGCUACCAUACUAUUAACCCAGUCGGCGUAGCCAGCAGCACGCAGCAGCACGAACAGCACGACAGCACCUUUGCCACCAUGGACUCCGGCACCUAUCGAAAGAGGGAGCGCUUCGUCGGCACGAUCACUGCGAUCACCCAGCGCAAGCCCUGGGACGCCGCUGAGAUCAUCGCGCAGGACCGCGCAUCCACGCUCGUCCGCCGUGCAGCGGCCGACCAGUUCAUCCGCUCCUUCUGCGAGAAGGUGUACAUCCCCGAGGUGCUGGGCAACACCUGCAUCACCGCCGCUGAUAUACCGUCGAGCCCGCCGCGCCACGACGUCUCCAAGGACCGACAGUUCUGGAAGAUGCUGGCAACCUUUGUCAUUCACCGUUUCCGAGAGUCGCUCGUCAACGACGAUUGA
Molecule: messenger RNA, 750 nt
Organism: Moesziomyces aphidis
Lineage: Eukaryota; Fungi; Basidiomycota; Ustilaginomycetes; Ustilaginales; Ustilaginaceae
Source: the annotation of a GenBank genome assembly